Messenger RNA from Bufo bufo (common toad), 1893 nucleotides. RefSeq names its product UFM1 specific peptidase 2 (gene UFSP2). The record is from RefSeq and is a predicted model, not a curated record. Bases 103 to 1509 code for a protein of 468 amino acids. NCBI's taxonomy places the organism in Eukaryota, Metazoa, Chordata, Amphibia, Anura, Bufonidae. The transcript is spliced from 12 exons.
CGCAUGCGUGGUUUGUAUUCUACGUGUGCUGCAGAGAGGCGGAAGCGGCGCUCGGUAGACUAGGCAUAGAGGAGAGGGAGCAGCAUCCCGGAGACAGUCAGCAUGGUGAUCUCAGAAGCUCCAGAAGUCCUAUUUAGGAUACGUGGCGGGCUGAAUCUGUCAUUUUCAUUGGCCACAGCUGAUGAAUCCUCCUGGAAGAAGGCCCUGAUGAAAGCGCUUGGUAAUCUUUCCUCUAAGCUUCUGUCUGAAUCCUUGGUAUUCCACGUCAGCAGAACUUCAUUGUACGUAUGGCCUAACACCGGAGUCACCACAUCACCCCGCGACCUGACCGAUGACUCCCCUUGCAGAGAUAUCUUCAGUUUUAUUCAAAAUGAUGAUGAUGAUUCCAGACGCAAAUCUUCCAAAAAGAAGGAGAAAAAGUUGCAUGAAACGCAGCAGGUGGUGAACCUCAGCCCCAUGUUUGAAAUGUCGACGUCUUCGAAAGCAGUGGCUCCAACCAUUGAAUACGACACCCAGUGUCAUCAUCUUGUAAACAUCACCCUGCCCAUGGAUACGACUGCGUCUGUCCCUGCAGAAGAGAAGUGGGGCAGGGUACUGAAGAUCCUUGUGAACAAGCUUACACAGCAGCUGAUUGACAUGGAGAAGUGCCUGCUGAAAUAUAUGAAAGGAACUGCCAUUUGCGUGGCUGAACCAUUUCACUUCAUGUUACCCGGAAGGAGAGAACUGGUCACUGUGGUGUAUCCUGCAGGAGUGGCCGAGUCUCAGCUAGAAAAUUAUAGAAAGGUGUUACAUGGUGAGUUUAACGUGCCCCUCGACAGGCCAUAUUUCAAAAGAGCCAACGCCUAUCAUUUUCCAGAUGAGCCGUACAAAGAUGGGUAUCUUCGAAACACACAUGUACACCUAAACCAUCCAUCUCUGGAGGGAGGCAUUCUCUCCAUGGUACAGGGAAUCUACAGUUACCAUCACUACAUGCAGGACCGUAUGGAUGACAGUGGCUGGGGCUGUGCCUACCGUUCUCUCCAGACCAUCUGUUCCUGGUUUAAAUACCAAGGUUAUACCGACAGAUCCAUUCCAACACACAGGGAGAUCCAGCAGGCUCUGGUUGACGUUGGAGACAAGCCCUCAAGCUUUGUUGGAUCCCGGCAAUGGAUUGGCUCAAUAGAGGUACAGCUGGUGCUUAACCAGCUGCUCGGUGUUACUUCAAAAAUUAUGUUUGUAAACCAGGGCUCAGAACUGGCCUCCAGAGGGAGGGAUCUUGUUACUCACUUCCAGACGGAAGGAACCCCAGUGAUGAUUGGGGGAGGUGUGCUGGCACAUACGAUUCUUGGAGUGAAUUGGAGUGAGACAACUGGAGAUAUCAAAUUCCUGAUUUUAGAUCCACAUUACAAAGGAGCUGAGGAUCUACAAACCAUUGUGGAAAAGGGAUGGUGCGGAUGGAAGGGAGACGAUUUCUGGACUGCCGACGCUUACUACAAUCUCUGUUUACCUCAACGACCUGUAGUCUUUUAAUACUGGUUAACGGUUAAAGGGGUUGUCUGGGUAUUUAAUAGUGAUGACCUAUCCCCAGGAUAGGUCAUCAAUAUCUGAUCGGUGGGGGUCCGACACCCACUGAUCAGCUGCGUCACUGAGUGCCACAGUGUCGUCACGUUCAUCAGUCACACAGCCUAGGAGCAUCUAAGUCCCAAUAUCAAGCACAGCCUGUAUCCAGUGGACAGUGCUGUGCUUGAUAUAUUUUGGUGGAGGGGAGUCAGACUCCUACCAAUCCUGAGGAUAGGCUCUCAAUAUUACUCAGACAAUCCCCUUUAAUUUAAGGUUAAUUUUAAUAUUUUGUUGUAUCAACAUUUUUUGAUUUGCAAGAUAAAUAAUUAAAGGGGGAUUCUGCUGUCAAUAAUA